Messenger RNA from Capronia epimyces CBS 606.96, 2634 nucleotides. RefSeq lists its product as uncharacterized. Bases 1 to 2634 code for a protein of 877 amino acids. NCBI's taxonomy places the organism in Eukaryota, Fungi, Ascomycota, Eurotiomycetes, Chaetothyriales, Herpotrichiellaceae. Gene Ontology annotation, biological process: activation of GTPase activity. The record is from RefSeq and is a predicted model, not a curated record. The transcript is spliced from 2 exons. Gene Ontology annotation, molecular function: GTPase activator activity.
AUGACGUCCCAGCAGGCUUCGUCCAAACCAGACCCUCCAUCCCCGUCAGCGUCCUUCUACGACCUCUCCGAUGACGAAGAAGGGGGAUAUAAUACCAUCACACACACUUCUACCACAAGAGGUGUCAAGCUGCUUUAUUCCAAGAGCAAGGUCUAUGUACACCCCACGCCGUCCGCCAAAGACAACAUCCCCGGCUUCAUCGCUCUCGUCCAACAGAAACCCGCGCCGCUGUCCCCCGAUGAUCGACCCAAUUCCUCAGACUCGUCCGGAAAGAGAACAAAUGCUGCUUCAUACCUUCUUGCCUGGGUUCCAGAGGCCUCUCUGGCCCAGGACGAGCUCAGCGCCUAUGUCAAGGUGGACUUGAAGGACGGCGAAUCACCUCCCAAACAGACCUACCUAGUCCCUCCGCCCCCGGUUGCGACAUCCUUUGAGGAAUCCCCGGUCGGCCCAUAUUCCUUCUCGCUCCCCCUGUCCAGCAUCUACUCCAUUCACGUUCGUCCUCCAAGUCUAGGCUGGUGGUAUGGUAGUAUAGUCGUCAAUACCCGUGCAGGAUCGAGCCUCCCCGCUCUAUUCUUCCACGAUUCUGAGUGUGAAAGCACCAUUCUACAAAAGAAGAAAAGGGCCCGGGAGUCUUUCGACCCUUUUGGCGAGAGUGGAGAGUUAUUCUGGGGUGGGGACGAGGUUAUACGCUGGCUCAAGAGAUAUGUAAUGGUGGAACGGAGCACUGCUGAGCCAUCCAUCUAUCUAAUAGACCCGUCCGAGGAGGACCGGCUUGGUUUUGGUCAGGGUCGAAAAUCACUGGAAGGCAAACACCAAACCGUCAAUCCCGACAUGAAGAAACCUAAUCAGAAAAAUCCGCCUGGGCCAGGCAUGGAUCCGCUCACCAAAGCGCUCAAGGAGACAAGAUGGAAGAUAUUGGAGCAGUUAUCUAAAGUCACCACCUUUACACGGCGGACUGCGGAAGAUCUUGCUAACAACAAGAACAUCCCUCCUCAAGUGCGUCGCCUCAUCCAAAACCCUGAAAUUCAAACCCUCCAAGAUGAAUUCGACAGUGCCAAGUUAUACCUGGCGAGGUGGGCCAUGACUAUCGCAGAGCAAAGUGAGCGAGAGAAGAGGCAGAGAAUCUGGACGGCAAGGGACGCCUUAGACUCGGAGGAAACCAGUGUGGGAGACUUCGAAAUCCUCGACAUGGAGGCUGGGAAGAUGACUCUGGCGGACAGCAAGAGAAGACCGGUCAACCUGGAAGAGUGGGAGUCGUUCUUCGACUCCAAGGGUAGACUGCAGGUGACUGUGGAUGAGGUCAAGGAGCGAAUAUUCCAUGGCGGCCUCGAUCCCGAAGAUGGGGUGCGAAAGGAAGCCUGGCCAUUUUUGUUGGAGGUCUAUGGCUGGGACAGCACGGAGGAAGAAAGACACGCCUACAUGAACAGCAAGAGAGACGAAUACGUCCAACUGAAAGGGGCCUGGUGGGACAGGAUGAUUGAGGGAGCGGCCACUCCUGAACAGGAGGAAUGGUGGAAGGAACAGAAGAGUCGUAUUGAAAAAGAUGUCCAUCGAACAGAUCGACACAUUCCCUUGUUCGCAGGCGAAGACAUCCCUCACCCGGAUCCAAGCUCACCAUUCUACAGCCCUGAUGGUCCUGGUACUAAUGUACACUUGGAGCAAUUGAAAGACAUGCUCCUGACAUACCUGGAAUACGACACCCCCCCUUCUCCCACUACCUCCUCUGCGCCUCACUACCAAACCCGCAACCCUCAUCCUCAGAAUUUGGGCUACGUACAAGGCAUGUCCGACCUUCUUUCUCCUCUCUACGCCGUGUUCCAGGACGACGCGGUCGCAUUUUGGGCCUUCGUAGCCUUUAUGCGGCGUAUGUCUCGGAACUUUGUGCGCUCACAAGUGGGCAUGCGAGCCCAACUCAGCACCCUCGAUCAGCUGGUGCAGAUCCUUGACCCGAAGCUCUACGUUCAUCUCCAGGCCGCCGACUCAACCAACUUUUUCUUCUUCUUCCGGAUGCUGUUGGUAUGGUACAAGCGCGAAUUUGAAUGGAGUGACACUCUAAGGCUAUGGGAAUCUUUGUGGACCGACUAUUACAGUUCCCAGUUUCACCUCUUCAUUGCAGUUGCAAUUCUCGAGAAACACCGCGACGUUAUUAUGGACCACCUCCGCCACUUUGAUGAGAUUCUGAAAUACAUCAACGAGCUAUCUGGUACUAUUGAAUUACAGGAGAUCCUAUUCCGGGCGGAAGGGCUGUUCCGACGGUUUGAGAAGACCAUCGAGGCAGUGGACCGGAAGAACACCUUUCCGGAACCGAGUGGAGGGGAAUUGAGGCAGCGAAGGCCGGCUGACGACGCCGAUGGCAAGAAUCAAGACUCUUCAACAUCCGCCAUAGCUACCGGCACUGGCAACCCAUCGUCAACGGCAGCGGGCUCGUCGUCGACCCUUCGACAAGGUCUCCCGGCCCGGCCUCGUCAAGCACCCGCCCAACAGGCGCAAAAGGGGAAGGCAAAAGAAGUCGAGAAGAGAGCAGAACAAGUCGUGACGCCCGAACUUCGUCUGCUUCUGAGCCGGAAAAUCAUCACAUUCGACGACGAAGAAGCUGAUGUGGCGAAGCCAAGGGCCAGUGGAUUGAAGGACUAA